CUGUCAUGGUGGCAGUCAUAUGUAGCUCUGCGUGGUACCUGGCUGCUACACUGAUGCAGGCUUCAUGCAGCAGGAGAAAGGGUUCUUGGAGUACAAGUCAAGGCAACAGACUGAUGUCACACAGCCAACGAUAUCAUUUACCCAGAAAGUGCAGCUCUACAGCCCACAAUCGCCAAGGCAACAAGCCAUCAGUGAAGCCAUUGUUCAAGAUUUGAUCAUUGGGUGUUGUCUGCCUAUCUCACUUGUGGAAAAUGGACAUUUUAAACACUUUCUUGAGGUCAUGGAUAGUAAAUACAGACCAAUCUCUAGAAGAACAGUUUCUGAGAGGCGAAUACCAGAGUUGGUAAAGAAGGUCAAGGAAACUGUUUUGGAGAAACUGAAGACCCAGUCGUCUGUGUCAUUAACAACUGACCUCUGGUCUGAUCGCAGGCUACGCUCCUUCCUUGGAGUGACUGCCCAUGUGUGCUACAAAUCAAAGGAUUCCUAUGCACUUGAAUCCUACCUGCUGGACUGUAGGCGUUUUACAGGCAGGCAUACUGGAGAGCAUAUUUCAUCUGCCUUUGAGGAGAUCACAGAGGAAUAUGGGAUUCGUCACAAAAUAAGCUAUAUCAUAACAGACAAUGCCAGCAAUAUGAAAUGUGCUUUUAAAGUACACAUGCCCCAACAGCAAUCUGAUGACAGUGAGAGUGAGGAGGAUAAUCUAGAUAACGAGCACUUGUGGGAGGACAUUAAUUUAGCAGAAGACACAGAAUUACCCUGGUCAUCAGGUGAACGUCUUUCCUGCUUUGCACACUCUCUGCAGUUAGUUGUGAAUGAUGGCAUGAAGCAGGACUGUUCCAGCUGCAAGCAUGACUCGUUGGAACAGUACAUUAAAACAAGUACAGGCCCUCAUAGCUCUGGACCACAAAGCCCUGAACGAAAUGUGCACUAA
Archocentrus centrarchus (flier cichlid) is the source of this 931-nucleotide messenger RNA. RefSeq lists its product as uncharacterized. The coding region runs from base 65 to 931 and encodes 288 amino acids. Lineage: Eukaryota; Metazoa; Chordata; Actinopteri; Cichliformes; Cichlidae. The record is from RefSeq and is a predicted model, not a curated record. The transcript has 3 exons.